Calidris pugnax (ruff) is the source of this 2983-nucleotide messenger RNA. RefSeq names its product F-box and WD repeat domain containing 2 (gene FBXW2). The transcript has 7 exons. Lineage: Eukaryota; Metazoa; Chordata; Aves; Charadriiformes; Scolopacidae. The record is from RefSeq and is a predicted model, not a curated record. Gene Ontology annotation, molecular function: protein binding. Bases 317 to 1681 code for a protein of 454 amino acids.
CCGGAGGCACCCAGUCCCGCCCGAGCGCGGCCUCCUGCCGCGGGUGCCCGCAGGCUACUGUGCGGGCCGCGGAAGCGCCGGGAGCCUGUCCUGCCGUGGAAGCCAUGGCCUCAGGGAAGCCCCAGCCCAUGCCGGGCUCCGGGGGGCCGCGCCAGCCGCGGCGGCUGCCCGCCGAAGGACGCUCCGCGCCGGGCCGCUACCUGAGGUGAGCGCCGCAGCCCGCGGGAUUCGGGCGAGCGGCACCGGCAGCAGCGGCGCUGGAGGUCGCGGCCCUCGCCGUGGCUGUUGCUGCGGAGGUAAAUUUUUCCAUAACCUUAUGGAGAAAAAGGACUUUGAAGCAUGGCUUGAUAACAUUUCUAUUACAUUUCUUUCUCUGACGGACUUGCAGAAAAAUGAAACUCUGGAUCACCUGAUUAGCUUGAGUGGAGCAGUCCAGCUCAGGCACCUCUCCAAUAAUCUAGAGAUUCUCCUCAAGAGGGACUUCCUCAAACUUCUUCCAUUGGAACUUAGUUUUUAUCUGUUAAAAUGGCUUGAUCCUCAGACCCUACUCACAUGUUGCCUCGUCUCUAAGCAGUGGAAUAAGGUUAUAAGUGCCUGUACAGAGGUGUGGCAGACUGCAUGUAAGAAUUUGGGUUGGCAAAUAGAUGACUCUGUUCAGGAUCCUCUGCAUUGGAAGAAGGUUUACCUAAAGGCUAUUUUAAGGAUGAAGCAACUGAAGGACCACGAAGCCUUUGAGACAUCCUCUUUAAUUGGACACAGUGCCAGAGUAUAUGCACUUUACUAUAAAGAUGGACUUCUGUGUACAGGAUCAGAUGACUUGUCUGCAAAACUGUGGGAUGUAAGCACAGGUCAGUGCAUAUACGGUAUCCAGACACACACUUGUGCUGCAGUGAAGUUUGAUGAGCAAAAGCUUGUAACAGGAUCUUUUGAUAACACAGUAGCCUGUUGGGAAUGGAGCUCUGGGGCAAAGACACAGCAUUUUAGAGGACAUACUGGUGCAGUUUUUAGUGUGGAUUACAAUGAUGAACUUGAUAUUCUGGUCAGUGGCUCGGCAGACUUCACUGUGAAAGUAUGGGCCUUAUCAACAGGAACGUGCCUGAAUACCCUUACUGGACACACAGAAUGGGUCACUAAGGUAGUUUUGCAGAAGUGCAAAGUCAAAUCUCUUAUGCAUAGUCCUGGGGAUUAUAUUCUUCUAAGUGCAGAUAAGUAUGAAAUCAAGAUUUGGCCUAUUGGAAGGGAAAUAAACUGCAAGUGCUUAAAAACACUGUCUGUGUCUGAAGAUCGCAGCAUCUCCCUACAGCCCAGGCUGCACUUUGAUGGUAAAUACAUAGUGUGCAGUUCAGCACUAGGUUUAUACCAGUGGGACUUUGCCAGCUAUGAUAUUCUCAGGGUUAUCAAACCUCCUGACUUCUCAAAUGUGUCCUUGCUGGGCUUCGGAGAGAUAUUUGCUCUACUCUUUGAUAACAGAUACCUGUAUAUAAUGGACUUGAGGACAGAAAAACUGAUAAGCCGCUGGCCUCUACCAGAGUAUAGAAAGUCAAAGAGAGGUUCAAGCUUUUUGGCUGGUGAAAUGUCUUGGUUAAACGGACUAAAUGGCCAAAAUGAUAUGGGCUUGGUUUUUGCCACCAGUAUGCCAGACCAUAGUAUUCAUUUGGUGUUAUGGAAAGAACACGGCUGAAAAGCUCACAUAUGCAGAAUCUUCAGGAAUAUAUGGACUAUCAUCAACGUGUCCAUAAAAUGAGACUUUGCAUGAACCAAAGUUGCACACCUAAUGGUAUCAUCAUGCAAUGCACAAUCAUUUACUUUUAUUUGGGCAUUUGGGAAUGGGUUGUUUUGGACAUAAUGCAAUACAGCAUGCUAACAGUAUUCACCACAAAAUUUUGUCUGUACUCAUGUUUAAGCAUACUUGUUUGGGCUCUGAAGCAUAGCUUGUCACAUUUAAACCAUUCAAAUCUACCAUCAAGUCUGAAAUGAAGUAGUGCUUGACCUGACUUCUGACCUAUUUUUUUUGUUGAAACAGAAGGUGAAGCUACUAUUUUAGAACCAUAGGCUUUUGUACAUGUAACAGCAAAUACUGGUUACAGUGCAUGGCUGCUUAAAUCAAAUGAGAAAUAGCAAGCCCUUUCUCUCUCCAUUAUCAUUCUCUUCAAAACAUUUUUUCCUUAUGAUAGCUUUAAAUACUUAGCCUUUGCAAUAGCAGAAUCAAAUGGGUCCUUUAACUAGGAUUAGAUGCUAACAAUAAUAGUUUGUUUAAAUUUGGGAACAUGUCAACAUGAACUCUCCUCAGAGAGAAUGAGCCAGCUUUUCAGCUAUCUGAUAGAGCUUGCCAUUGCAAUUAACCUUAGAGGACCUCUGACAGUAUUCAUCAUAUUUGCUGAUGGUAACUCAGAAUGGCUUAAUCAGUAUUUUAUAGUCCAUAUUUCUUGUAGUUUGUGUGAGAAAUAACUUAGUUCACAGAUAGGUAGGAAUGUAAUGAACGGGAAGAUGAUGUUCAAUCUCUACAGAAAGAGUCACUCUCUUACAUUAAAUGAUGUCUAGCAGCCAUUCACUUUUUCCAAAAGUUGCAGUUAAUAUAAUCAGGCACUUAAAGUAGUUGCUACAUCUAGAUUUGGAAAGCAAGGGCAAAUAACAGAAUGCCACACCUCUGGGGAAAAAAAAUAAAAUAUCAAAAGCCUGAAGAAAAGCAUAGGAGUAGAAAAAGGUCUUUUGGUUUGAUCAUUGUAGGAGACCUGAUGUACAUGAGUUAACUAUUAAGUAGCAAAUGAAUAGCCACAUACUUUUGUGGUAUUUGACAUGUACUUAAAAGCUGUAUCUAUAACAUCUCAUGCUUUAGAAAUGCUUUAGGUUGGUUUCUUCUCCUUCCUCCCUUAAAAUAAAAUCUCCCCUUAAUUUUUUUUUUUUUUUUUUAACACAACUUGAAAACAUGAGUUUUCAUGAAGACUGGCUCAUGUCCUUGAAAAGAUAAAACUGCCUAGCGUUA